AUGAAACCAGAAAACCAAACCCAUACAGCAGAAUUCCUCCUCCUGGGACUCUCAGAGGACCCAGAGCUGCAGCCCGUCCUCUUUGGACUGCUACUGUCCAUGUUUCUUGUCACCGUUGUUGGGAACCUGCUCAUCAUCCUGGCCGUCAGCUCUGACUCCCACCUCCACACCCCCAUGUACUUCUUCCUCUCCAACCUGUCCUUGGCUGACAUUGGCAGCACUUCCACUGUGGUUCCUAAGAUGCUGCUGAACAUCCAGACAGAAAGCAAAGCCAUCUCUUAUGCAGGCUGCCUCACUCAGGCAUAUUUUUUCAUGGUUUUUGUAUGUAUGGACAAUUUACUGCUGACCGUGAUGGCCUUUGAUCGCUAUGUGGCCAUCUGCCACCCCUUGCAUUACACGGUCAUCAUGAACCCCCGCCUCUGUGCCCUGCUGGUUCUGAUCUGUCUGCUCAUCAGCACUGUGGAUGCCCUGGUGCACACUCUGAUGUUGCUGCGUCUGUCUUUCUGCAAACAUCUGCAGAUCCCCCACUUCUUCUGUGAACUGACUCAGAUCAUCAGGAUGGCCUGUUCUGACACUCUCAUCAAUAACAUGGUUGAAUUUUUAGCAACCAUCUUCUUGGGUAUUGCUCCUCUCUUCGGGAUAAUUUUCUCUUAUGCUCAAAUUGUCUCCUCCAUCUUCAGAAUCCCAUCAACUGGUAGAAAGUAUAAAGCUUUUUCUACCUGUGGGUCUCACCUGUCAGUGGUUUCCUUGUUCUAUGGGACUUGUAUUGGGGUUUAUCUGAGUUCUGCUGUGACUGAUUCUCCCAGAAUGAGUGCCAUGGCCUCGGUGAUGUACACUGUGGUCACUCCCAUGCUGAACCCCUUCAUCUACAGCCUGAGGAAUAAGGACAUAAAGGGCGCCUUGAGAAAACUCACCUCCAAAGUUAACACUGCACCCACCAUGAUAUGCUGCUUGAAUGAUUCUCCCAGGAAGACUGCAGUGGCUUCAGUGAUGUGCACUGUGGUCACUCCUAUGCUGAACCCCUUCAUCUACAGCCUGAGCAACAAGGAUGUGAAGGGCGCCUUGAGAAAACUCAUUUAAGGAAUAUUUUCCUUUUGUGAUUCUGUCAACUGCCCUCAGUAUGGAACUUCUAGAAUGAGUCAAAGAGGAUGAAAUGUUGGCUGCACCAGAAAUCCUGACUUUUCUUUUUCUUUUAUUUUUCAGUACUAGAGAUUGACUCCAGGUGUGCUCUACCACCAAGCUAU
Molecule: messenger RNA, 1244 nt
Organism: Ictidomys tridecemlineatus (thirteen-lined ground squirrel)
Lineage: Eukaryota; Metazoa; Chordata; Mammalia; Rodentia; Sciuridae
Source: RefSeq, a predicted model, not a curated record